AUGUCAAAUGAGAAUGCAAUUGAUUUAGUUUUGAAAAAUUUAGAUCAACAAGGAUAACUGACUAAGGUAAAUCCAAAAUAAAAGCAUCAAGUGUUUGAAAUCUUUAAUUAAUCAAAAAGCAAAAAGUCAGGAGCGUCAAACCUUUUUGAAAAAAUGAGAAAGCGAAACUAUUCAAUAAGAUAAUGAAUUAUUAUAGUUAUUGGAAGUGGAAAAGGAAUUCUUCCAAUUAUUUGAUUUUGAGCUCACGCUAUUGGAUUGUAAAGUGAAAGUAAUCAUUUUCUUUGAGUUGAUUAAAAAAAUUGGAUUAAAAUAAUAAAGUGAUUUGG
This is a messenger RNA of Paramecium sonneborni, 326 nucleotides long. Lineage: Eukaryota; Ciliophora; Oligohymenophorea; Peniculida; Parameciidae. The record is from the annotation of a GenBank genome assembly.